AUCCCUAAUCUCAUUCUUUUCUUCUCCCGAGAGCAACUCCUUUACCCCACCCCUCACUCAAAGCAUCACAGAGAAAAAGAAAAUAGCUAAAAGAUGAUUGCUCUUUUUUAUACCAAACCAAACCCAAACUCCAAUCAACGACAGCAGCAGCAGGGUUGUUGGUGGUCGAAAUGGCGAGCUCUAGCGGGACCAAGGGCGACGGUGGCAGGCUGCCACGGCCGCCGUCCCGGAAAAUGACUGGAAUACCGACGAUGAUGGCGGAGUUGCAGCAUGAGGAGAACCUCGCAGCUGAUAGUGAGUUAGUGCCCUCCUCUUUGGCCUCUAUUGCUCCCAUUCUCCGGGUUGCAAAUGAAAUUGAGGAGGAUAAUCCCAGAGUGGCCUAUCUUUGCCGGUUCUACGCAUUUGAGAAGGCUCAUAAGAUGGAUCCAACAUCAAGUGGACGAGGUGUUCGGCAGUUUAAGACAUAUUUGUUGCAUAGACUUGAGAAGGAGGAAGACGAGACAAUGCAUCAGCUUGGAAAAAAUGAUCCACAAGAAAUGCAGUUGUAUUACCUGAAGUUCUAUGUUGAAAAUGUUAAAGAUGGGGAACACACAAAAAAACCGGAGGAGAUGGCAAAGAUUUAUCAAAUUGCGACGGUGUUGUAUGAUGUGCUGAGGACAGUAGUCACAGAUCCUAAAAAAAUUGGUGAUGAGAUACACAGAUAUGCUAAGGAAGUUGAGAGGAAAAGGGAGCAAUAUGAACACUAUAACAUUCUUCCCUUAUAUGCUGUAGGGGUUAAACCAGCUAUCAUGGAACUUCCUGAGAUCAAAGUGGCGCUUAAUGCUAUACGUAAUGUGGGUAAUCUUCACAUGCCUAGAGUUCAUUUGACAUCAGAUGUUCCUGAUAACAUGACUCAGGAAAGAAAUAAAUCUGUAAAUGACAUACUUGAUUGGCUUACUUCACUUUUUGGGUUUCAGAAAGGAAAUGUAGCAAAUCAAAGAGAGCACUUAAUUUUGCUGCUUGCCAAUAUGGAUGUAAGGAAAAUGUCUGAUGAAGAUUAUACUGAGCUGAAAAGUGACACUGUAAAGCAGUUGAUGGAUAAAGUUUUCAAGAAUUAUCGUUCAUGGUGCAAGUAUCUGCGUCAUGAGUCACACCUAAGGUUUCCUCAAGGUUUUGAUAGACAACAGCUAGAGCUUGUUUACAUUUCACUUUAUCUUCUUAUAUGGGGGGAAGCUUCAAAUAUCCGAUUCAUGCCUGAAUGCAUUUGCUAUAUUUUUCAUAAUAUGGCACAUGAGGUUUAUGGAUUUUUGUUUGGAAAUGUGCAUCCUGUCAGUGGAGGCACAUACCAAACAGCAGCACCGGAUGAAGAAAAUUUUUUAAGGACUGUUAUAUUCCCUAUCUACCAGGUCUUGCGCAAGGAAGUCAAGAGAAACAAAGGAGGGAUGGCAAGCCACUCAACAUGGAGAAAUUAUGAUGAUCUGAAUGAGUAUUUUUGGUCUCCAAGGUGUUUCCGAUUAGGAUGGCCAAUGGACCCCAGUGCAGAUUUUUUUAUCCAUUCAGAUGAGAUAGUCAUAGCAAAUGAGAGACCUAAUCAAGUCACUUCUGGUAAGAGAAAGCCAAAAACUAAUUUUGUUGAAUUCCGUACAUUUUGGCAUCUUUACAGAAGUUUUGACCGGAUGUGGAUAUUCUUUAUAAUGGCUUUUCAGGCCAUGGUAAUCAUUGGAUGGAAUUCUGGGUCUCUUCUUGGCUUAUUUGAUGAGGAUGUCUUCAGAAGUGUAUUAAGUAUUUUCAUCACCUCGGCUUUUCUCAAUUUUCUGCAAGCUGCUUUGGAUAUAAUUCUCAGUUUUAGUGCCUGGAGGAGCUUGAAAAUUACACAGAUACUACGGUACAUUCUGAAAUUUGGAGUGGCAGCUUUCUGGACAGUGGUUUUGCCAAUUGGUUAUUCUAGUUCUGUUCAAAAUCCAACAGGACUCAUUAAGUUCUUCAACAGUUGGGCUAGGGAUUGGCAAGAUCAAUCAUUUUAUAAUUAUGCUGUUGCAAUUUAUUUGAUACCCAAUAUACUUGCUGCUUUACUAUUUUUUCUUCCACCUUUACGGAAAUCAAUGGAGCGUUCAAACUUGCGGAUUGUCACUCUUAUCAUGUGGUGGGCACAGCCAAAACUCUAUGUUGGAAGAGGCAUGCAUGAAGACUUCCUCUCACUCCUUCGGUACACAUUGUUCUGGAUCAUGCUGCUAAUCAGCAAGCUGGCAUUCAGCUACUUUGUUGAGAUUUUGCCACUAAUACAGCCAACAAAGAUUAUUCUGGACUUGCAUGUGGAUAACUACCAGUGGCAUGAAUUCUUUCCAAAUGUGACCCAUAACAUUGGAGUUGUUAUUGCAAUUUGGGCUCCUAUUGUCCUAGUUUAUUUCAUGGAUACUCAAAUAUGGUAUGCCAUAUUCUCUACUCUUUUUGGAGGGGUUCAGGGAGCCUUCAGCCAUUUGGGUGAGAUACGGACACUUGGGAUGUUGCGGUCUCGAUUUGAAUCUGUGCCCAGAGCUUUCAGUCGAACUCUUGAUCCAUUAUCAAAUCAGUAUGCCGAAACAAAACAUCAUGUAGAGCAUAAUGCCGAAACAAAACAUCAUGAUGAGUCAGAAGAAAGGAAGAAUAUUGCGAAGUUUUCUCAAGUAUGGAAUGAGUUCAUAUAUUCUAUGCGAACAGAGGAUCUGAUAAGCAAUAGGGAUAGAGAUUUGCUGCUUGUGCCAUAUUCUUCAGGUGAUGUCUCUGUUGUCCAGUGGCCACCCUUCUUGCUUGCAAGCAAGAUUCCUAUUGCGCUAGACAUGGCAAAAGAUUUUAAAAGGAAGGAUGAUGAAGAGUUAUUUAGGAAGAUAAAGGCCGAUGAUUAUAUGUAUUCAGCAGUAAUUGAGUGUUAUGAGACCAUCAGGCAUAUAAUAAUUGGCCUUCUGGAAGAUGAAGCAGAUAGGAGGAUUGUUGAGUCAAUCUGUUCUGAAGUAGAAAUCAGCAUACAACAGAAGGAAUUUUUGAAUGAAUUUCGGAUGGGUGGGUUGCCUUCACUUAGUAAUAAGUUGGAGAAAUUUUUAAGAAUCUUGGGGCAGCAGCAGCUUACUGAAAAUGAUGAUGCUGCGGCACACAAAUCUCAGAUAAUCAAUAUUCUCCAAGAUACAAUAGAAAUUAUCACGAAGGAUGUUAUGGUCAAUGGCCACGACAUCUUUGAAAAAUCUCACCAACAUAGUCAAGAUGUUCUAAAUAUCAAGAAAGAGCAGAGGUUUGAGAAGAUAAAUCUUGGCCUUACACGCAACAAAUCAUGGAAGGAAAAGAUUGUUAGGUUGUUUUUGCUUUUGACUGAGAAAGAAUCAGCCAUAAAUGUGCCUACAAAUUUGGAGGCUCGGCGGCGCAUUACUUUCUUUGCGAACUCCCUGUUUAUGAAUAUGCCAUGUGCACCCAAAAUCCGUGACAUGCUCUCCUUUAGUAUUUUGACUCCGUAUUACAAGGAAGAUGUUCUUUAUUCUGACGAAGAACUGAACAAGGAAAAUGAGGAUGGGAUAUCAAUUUUGUUUUACCUACAGAAGAUAUAUCCGGAUGAAUGGACCAACUGCAUUGAGCGCCUGAGUGAGAACAAGGAUGAAAUGAAAGAUGAGGAACUUCGAAAGUGGGUAUCAUACAGAGGACAGACACUGUCUAGAACAGUGCGAGGGAUGAUGUACCACAGGAUGGCUUUACGACUUCAGUACUUCCUGGAAUUUUCAGGAGAUGAUGCUAUUUUUAAUGGCUAUCGGACUUGGGAAUCGAGUGUGGGCCAACAAAAGGCUGAAGCUCUGGCCAGUUUGAAGUUCACUUAUGUUGUUUCUUGUCAGCUCUAUGGAACUCAGAAAAAAUCAUCUGAUGCUAGAGACCAGAGUUGCUACACUAAUAUUCUAAAACUCAUGAUAACAUAUCCAUCUCUACGUGUCGCUUAUAUUGAUGAAAGAGAGGAGACAGUGAAUGGAAGACCUCAGAAGGCUUAUUUCUCUGUGCUUGUCAAGGGAGGUGAGAGGUUAGAUGAGGAAAUAUACCGCAUCAAGCUUCCAGGUCCUCCAACAGAAAUUGGUGAAGGGAAGCCUGAAAAUCAAAAUCAUGCAAUUAUUUUUACUCGUGGAGAAGCUCUGCAGACCAUAGACAUGAAUCAGGAUAAUUACUUUGAAGAGGCUUACAAAAUGAGAAAUGUUCUAGAGGAAUUAAUAAAACAUCGUCGUAAGGAGAGAAAACCAACAAUAUUGGGUCUAAGGGAGCAUAUUUUUACUGGAAGUGUUUCUUCACUAGCUUGGUUCAUGUCCAAUCAAGAGACUAGUUUUGUAACUAUUGGGCAAAGGGUUUUGGCAACUCCUCUGAGGGUAAGGUUUCAUUAUGGCCACCCUGAUAUAUUUGACAGAAUCUUCCACAUAACGAGGGGUGGUAUAAGCAAAGCUUCAAAGAUUAUUAAUUUGAGCGAGGAUAUAUUUGCAGGGUUCAAUUCAACAUUGCGAGGGGGCUGUAUUACUCAUCAUGAGUACAUUCAAGUCGGAAAAGGGCGUGAUGUUGGAAUGAAUCAGAUAUCUGCUUUUGAGGCAAAGGUUUCAAAUGGGAAUGGGGAGCAGACACUUAGCCGGGAUGUUUAUCGUCUUGGACGUCGGUUUGAUUUCUAUAGAAUGUUAUCAUUCUACUUCACAACAGUCGGCUUCUACUUUAGCAGCAUGGUUACUGUGCUUAUUGUCUAUGUAUUUUUAUAUGGACGUCUGUACAUGGUUAUGAGUGGAUUGGAAGGAGAGAUUCUCCAGAGUCCAGGCAUACAUCAGAGCAAGGCCCUUGAAGAGGCUUUGGCUACCCAGUCUAUCUUCCAGCUAGGCUUGUUGCUGGUGCUGCCCAUGGUCAUGGAAAUUGGCCUUGAAAAAGGCUUCCGUACUGCUCUGGGGGACUUCAUUAUUAUGCAGCUACAGCUGGCUUCUGUAUUCUUUACAUUCCAGCUUGGAACAAAAGCACAUUAUUAUGGACGAACUAUCUUGCAUGGAGGCUCCAAAUAUCGAGCUACUGGUCGUGGGUUUGUGGUAUUUCAUGCAAAAUUUGCUGAUAACUACAGACUGUACUCACGGAGUCACUUUGUGAAGGGUUUGGAGCUACUUAUACUAUUGGUCUUGUAUGAAGUUUAUGGGGAAUCAUAUCGUAGUUCCAGCCUCUAUUUGUUUGUCACAUGGUCAAUGUGGUUCCUUGUUGCUUCAUGGCUGUUUGCUCCUUUUAUAUUUAAUCCAUCGGGUUUUGACUGGCAAAAAACAGUUGAUGAUUGGACAGAUUGGAAGAGGUGGAUGGGCAAUCGUGGAGGCAUUGGGAUCCAUCCUGAUAAAAGUUGGGAAUCAUGGUGGGAUGGAGAGCAAGAACACCUCAAAUGCACAAACAUAAUUGGAAGGGUGCUUGAGAUUAUUCUAGCAUUCCGCUUCUUUAUUUUCCAGUAUGGAAUUGUCUACCACCUGGAUAUAGCUCAUCGCAGUAAAAACAUUCUGGUUUAUCUACUGUCUUGGCUGGUUAUGGUAACUGCUCUUCUAGUUUUGAAGGUAUGCAAAUGAUACUCCCUACAUGAAGUAAACAAAUUUCCCAAACUCUGACAUGAAAUGUUUAAAUUGCUUUAAAGAAUGUUUGUUGAAGUGAAUAACUGCCCUUUUGUUUCUCAGUCUUCUCGGUCUUUUGUGUUUGUCUAAAAUAUUUAGAGUGGCCUGCAUGUUCAUUUGUUCUAUUUCUGCAUAUAUGUUUUCCACUUGUUGCUGCCAGAUGGUAUCUAUGGGUAGGCGAAGAUUUGGCACUGAUUUUCAGCUGAUGUUCAGAAUUCUCAAGGCACUUCUUUUCCUCGGUUUCUUGUCAGUCAUGACUGUUCUAUUUGUUGUCUGUGGCCUCACUCUGUCAGAUGUAUUUGCUGCCGUCCUUGCUUUCUUGCCUACGGGAUGGGCCAUUAUUCUUAUUGGCCAAGCUUCGAGACCGAUGGUGAAGGGAUUAGGAUUUUGGGAGUCAAUCAAGGAGCUGGCAAGGGCAUACGAGUACAUUAUGGGACUUAUACUGUUCGCGCCAAUAGCCAUCCUGUCAUGGUUCCCGUUCGUUUCAGAAUUCCAAACACGCUUGCUCUUCAACCAAGCUUUCAGUAGAGGCCUCCAGAUUUCUAUGAUUAUUGCAGGGAGGAAAGAUCAUACAUCAACCAAAUGAUGUUCGUGUUAGAAUUAGUUUGAAAUGGUGUUAGAACAUGCAUAUGUCCUAGAUCUAGGAGGAAUAAAAAAAAUAAAGGAAUUUAUAUAUGAUUACCCUUUACUCAAUGAUAAAUAGUUUUAACUGGCCGGGUACGAUGGUAUUUAAUAUCCCAAGCAGUGAUGCCUGAUUCAAGUGCAGUGUAUCUGUAGGACAUACUGAUACUGAUUUUUGUUAGGAGGCUUGUGAAAUGGAAUUGAAACAUACAUGCUUGUAAACUUAUAACAUUAAUUAGGGAUUUAUUUAUAUACAAGUUUUUUAUAAUUGUCGUUUUGGUAACACAUUGAUCUACUUCCAUGUCCAAAGCACGAGGUUCUACCUUUUACGUACAAUGAACAUAUGAGACCUCUACCAAAACUCCCAAGUUGGUGAUAGCUACUCUAACCUAUAGAUCUGAAAUGAGGGGAUUUUAUGAGCUAAAAGCCCAAUAAGCAUUAAGUUUAAGCUAUAAACUUGGGUCCUAAGACCCCUAGACCUAUACACACAAAGAGCAUAUAACGGAACCAAAUCACAUAAUAUUAUAGUUUUCAGCAUUUAAAUAAAAACUUAAUAUCUCA
Molecule: messenger RNA, 6773 nt
Organism: Rubroshorea leprosula
Lineage: Eukaryota; Viridiplantae; Streptophyta; Magnoliopsida; Malvales; Dipterocarpaceae
Source: the annotation of a GenBank genome assembly